CGCCCAUGACGCAGACCCUUGGGUCUCGGGUUCAAUACAAUCCAAGAUGGCGGGGUCUUCGACAGAGACGAGUUCUCAACUCGACCAAAUUUCCCUGCUUUACCCCAAGGUCGACGAGACGGAAACCCCACUACCGCGGUCUUGGAGUCCGAAAGACAAGUUCACCUUCAUCGGGUUGUCUCAAAAUAAUCUGAGAGUGCACUACAAAGGUGUUGGUAAGACCCAUAAGGAUGCUGCAUCUGUCCGGGCCACAUACCACAUCCCAGCUGCAUGCGGCUUGUACUACUUUGAAGUCAGGAUAGUCAGCAAGGGCCGAGAUGGCUAUAUGGGCGUUGGUCUCUCUGCACAAGGUGUCAACAUGAACCGAUUGCCAGGCUGGGAGAAGAACUCCUAUGGUUACCAUGGUGAUGAUGGACAUUCCUUCUGCUCAUCUGGGACGGGUAAACCAUAUGGUCCCACCUUUACAACAGGUGAUGUAAUAGGGUGUGGUCUUAACCUCAUCGAUAACACCUGUUUCUACACCAAGAAUGGCGUCAAUCUAGGAAUAGCAUUUAGGGAUUUACCUCCAAACCUGUACCCAACAGUAGGGCUUCAAACACCUGGUGAGGUGGUGGAUGCUAACUUCGGACAGCUUCCUUUUGUCUAUAAUAUAGAAGAAGAGAUGAAGGAAAUCAGCAUGUUCACUCGUAACACAAUAGAGAAAUACCCAGUGUGUGACAAAGAAGGCAUCUGGCAAACCACUUUACAGAAGAUUGUCUCAACUUAUCUAGUCCAUCAUGGCUACUGCGCAACUGCAGAAGCAUUUGACAAAAGCACCGGGCAGUCAUGCCCAGAGGAUCUUGCUUCUAUCAAAAACAGACAAAGAAUACAGAAAUUGGUGUUGGCUGGUAGAAUAGGGGAAGCAAUAGACAUGACGCAGACAUUGUACCCUGGACUUUUAGAAAGAAACCCCAACUUACUGUUCCUACUCAAAUGUCGUAAAUUUGUGGAAAUGGUUGGUGGACAUGAUAGUGAGGUACGCCCAUCUGCGCACAGCCCUCGGGCCAGCCCCAACGUGAGCCCCACCCAUUCCUAUGGGGCGGGGUCUGUUAGUAGUGUUGGGAUGUCGUCUAAUGGGAUGGUCAGUAAUGGAGUAGAUAAUGGUGUUGCUGAAGAUGAGGAUGCACCAAUGGAAAUGGAGGACGGGGACGAGUCAACCAGUAGUAGUAGUGUCAUAAAUGGCGAUGCGCCUACAGAUGAGGUCACCUUAAGUCCAAGGAGGAACUCUCCCGAUACCUGCUCCCCACGACAGCAUUGUUGUGGAAAUCGUGCGACACUAGAAAAGAUCUUGACAUUCGGUCGCUACCUGCAGACCAUGAGCCUUCAAUUAAAACAGGAACAUGGCCGGAAUGAGGCUAACAAGAAAGCCCUAGAGGAGGCGUUUAGCCUGCUGGCAUAUAGCGAUCCAUGGUCUAGUCCAGUGGGGUAUCUUCUUGACCCUGUCCAAAGGGAACACAUCUGUGCCUCAUUAAACAGUGCUAUUCUCGAGUCGCACCACAUGCCUCGGCAGCCCCCGCUGGACCUUGUCCUUGGGCAGGCGCAAGAGUGCCUCAAACUCAUGUCUAAGAUCGGUCUUGGAGCGUGCGCCUUUGCCACAGUCGAAGAGUUUCUCCAAUGAUUUUUAUUUGUGAAUAGCUCUCGUUGUCUUUUCAAGUCUCUACUCGCUUCUCCUCACAUGUAGGACAUGACACUUCUCACGCUAAUGCGCUGCCAUACUUCGAGCAAGAUACGGUCUCUUGCGACCGCUGUACAUAAAGGGAUCGGGGUGGGUGAGUAGGUGUAAAUUCUUAUACAUACUAGAGGUAGUUAGGUACAUUUCAUGCGGAUUCGUUAGACAAGAAAAGCACGCGUCUUUUGCAAUGAAAUGAAAGCCAUCCGUGGUAGACAGAGUAACAAAGGGAAUAAUUUCGUAAGUUAGGGAGAGGGGGAAAUAGCGAAAGUAAUGGGAAGGAGGGGGCAUCCUGCUGGCAGACCUUUUCUUAUAUUAUUGUAAGUUCCCUCUGGCAAAAUCCCCUGGGCACCAGUAGGUUUUCGCCCCCAACGCUUUAUCCUUUCGCCAUUUUUUUUUCCUGCGCUUUCGGGUUUUUGGUGCUAGAGCCUUUGGAGCACAGAGUACGACCUAACGAACCCGUAAAAAAGCAUUGACAAGGAUUGUACUAUUAAGAUGAACGCUUUAAUUUCUUAAUAGAGAGGGAGAGAAAAGUCUGCUAGCAGGGUAAACAAAAAAUUAUGUCUCAGAAUGUCGAAAACCCGAAGCAAUUAGUCCUUCCAACACCACGGAGCAUGGUAUAAUACUGCAUAAGGUACAAGAAGAAAUGCUAAAAGCUUCCAACAAUGCUGGCCCUACUUAUAGUGCCACGUGCGCUACCUCCAAGACAAAGAAGUUUAGCUAGUUAGUAUGCGAGGCUAGUUAGUAUGCGAGGAUCACCGUUUUGACUUACAUAAACUUUAGGACAACUAGGAGAGUUCUGUAGUUUCAAGAUGUUCACUAAAAUGUUUCUUUGCCGUGUUUGUUGGUUAGGAAAGUUUAUUUCAGUCAGAUGGUACAUUUCUCGCAUUCUUUUGGGCUUCACAAAAAACUCAAUACGCCAAGGUAGCGUGCGUCGUUCUGUAAUACGUGGCUUGUAGCUUGUUGUGCCGCAAUUGACAGCUGGGCCAGGUUUCGACUUUGAAAUACACCAACUGGGUGUAGGUGUAGAAUAAGUAACCAGACUAGAUGGUGAGAUCAUCCAUUUAUACAAGACAUAUACGCAUACUUACAGAAUUUCGCGUAAAGUUCAUCUCAUAGAGCAAGGUUCGUCAUUUGCCACCUGGUGAGAAAGGGGUACUUUUCUACUUCAAAUCUAUUCGUUAUUUUUUUUCCGCAUAUGAACUUUUAUUCUCUUUGUUUUUUGCACAGUCAAGCCCCUAUCAUCCCCAAAUAGGCAAAUCCGAAAGGACAAAGCAAAGAAAGCGAGCCUUUGGUUUAACUUACUGGGGUUUUUCACCUUGAGGUUUAUUAUUGCACGUUUUAGAAUCAUAUACCGAAAUGAUAUUGAAACUAAAGAUUCUUGUUAAAA
Molecule: messenger RNA, 3098 nt
Organism: Nematostella vectensis (starlet sea anemone)
Lineage: Eukaryota; Metazoa; Cnidaria; Anthozoa; Actiniaria; Edwardsiidae
Product: ran-binding protein 9
Exons: 12
Coding region: 47-1657 (536 amino acids)
Biological process (GO): cell surface receptor signaling pathway; cytoskeleton organization
Cellular component (GO): cytoplasm
Molecular function (GO): protein binding
Source: RefSeq, a predicted model, not a curated record